Messenger RNA from Tinamus guttatus (white-throated tinamou), 1472 nucleotides. The record is from RefSeq and is a predicted model, not a curated record. Lineage: Eukaryota; Metazoa; Chordata; Aves; Tinamiformes; Tinamidae.
AAGUCUUGCACAUGCUUUUCAUGAGAAUCCUGCAGAAGGUAUACGGGGUCCGCCUGGAGCAUUUCUACAUGAUGCCAGUCAACGUUGAUAUAAUGUACCCACAAAUAUUUGAAGGCUUUCUACCUGUUUGUAACUUGUAUAUUCACAUGGAGCGCUUUCUUCCAGUGUGCUGUAUUAAUGACUUUCAAAUUGCUGAUGUUAUAAACCCAAAAGCAAAGAGGACAAGUCGUUUCUUCAGUGGCAUUCUCAACUUCAUACAUUUCAGAGAAUCACGACGUGGAAUCUAUCUGGAGUUACAGUCAAACUAUAAAUCGGCUAUGGAGAAACUACAACAACUAGAGACAGCAAAUCAAGAGGCAGCAGUGAAGCUGGAGAAGCUGAACACUGUUCCAGUAGAACAGCAAGCAGAGUUCAAGCAGUUGUCUGAUGACAUUCAGGAGUUGCAGCAACUGCUGAACAACGACUAUCGACGGAAAGCGACAGCUUUGCAAGAAGUGAUCUCACAGAAAAAGUCAGAUAUUGCAGAGAGGGCCCGAAAACUGAAUGAACUCAAAGUGAUAAUAGCUGCUUUGAAAGAAGAACAAGAGCAGCUGAAAUCAAAAAUUGUAGAGAGUCCGGAGGAAGUGAAAAACUACAAAGAGACAAUGAAAGAAAGUGUUAAGAAACUGAAGAAAUUCAAGCAAGAGGUUAUAGAGAAUUAUGAAACUUACCGUGACCUUGUUGAGAUUCUUCCAUCCUGUCAACUGGAGGUGCAGUUGUACCAAAAGAAAAUGGAAAGACAGGUAGCAAAUAUGGAGAGACUGGCCAGUGUAGCAGCAGAGGUCAGAAAUCUAGAAGAUCAGUUGGAAAGUGCUCAGAUAGAGCUGAAAAAAGGAAAAACGGAUGAAAUGUCCUUAAAGAGAUUGGUUACUGCAAAGCAGGAGAAGCUGUCUGCAACAGAAAUAAGGACAAAAAAGAAGCGUGAAGAUGUUGAGCAAUUUAAGCACACUAUGUUUGAGUAUUGUAACAGAAUUCAGGAAAAGAGGGGGGCUGUAUAUGAAAAAGUGACUGCAAUUCAGAAGGAGAUCCAACAGACAAAAUUCAAAAUCCAGCAGUUGAAUGAGAAUGCUGAAAAAGAAGAAAUGAAAGUCAAGGUAAUACACCUUAACAAACCAUUUUUAAACAAACUGCUUUUAAACAUUUGUUAUGUCUUCUAUUUCUCUUGGCAGCUACCUGUUCAACUUCUGACCUGUUUGCAUAAUGUUGCUGAACUGAAUAAACCAGGGGUCACCUGGCAUAAGAAAGGCAUGAGCCAGGCAGGUGUACAGCCUGAAGCUAAACAUAUUGACAGAGAAAAAGUAUUUGAACUGAAGGAGCAUGUUGAUACCAGAUCUGAGGGCUACAUAUUGGCUAGGACAUCUGGAGGAACAUUUCUUGCCCAGAGGUUUGGGAAUAUCCGCCAAACCGGAAAAGGAGGAGAUGGAGUUUGGUAA